Molecule: messenger RNA, 6585 nt
Organism: Labrus mixtus (cuckoo wrasse)
Lineage: Eukaryota; Metazoa; Chordata; Actinopteri; Labriformes; Labridae
Gene: anapc1
Product: anaphase promoting complex subunit 1
Exons: 53
Coding region: 205-6129 (1974 amino acids)
Biological process (GO): protein K11-linked ubiquitination; metaphase/anaphase transition of mitotic cell cycle; anaphase-promoting complex-dependent catabolic process
Cellular component (GO): anaphase-promoting complex
Molecular function (GO): molecular adaptor activity
Source: RefSeq, a predicted model, not a curated record
UGGGACAGCAAAGAUGUCCGCGCUCAUUUGAAAACUUGCUUUGACCAAAUCCACUGUUUUGGGCACCUUAUACGAUUCGUUUUAAUGUUGGCACCCGUGACGACGUUGUGCUCAAGCAAGACCCACGCAAAGGAAAGAAACGGAGAACGCGACAAGAGCCAGACUUUUCCUUAUUAUCAGAAAUAAUGCUGAUAUCUGGAACUCAUGUCGGAAGUCGUGUAUGAAGAGACAGCCACGAUGAUUGCCGCAGGGGAAUUGCAGUCGUUUGUCCCGUUUGGCCGUGAGCACUGCAGGAACCAUCCAAAUGCCUUUAACCUGCAGCUCAGAGAGCUUCAGCCCGCCUCCGAGCUCUGGUCGUCAGACGGUGCUGCCGGCCUGGUUGGAUCCCUGCAGGAAGUUAGUCUGCAAGAAAGAGAGAGGGAAUCCUGGCAGCUUAGGAAGGGCUGCAUCAGAGUCAGAGAGGAGGAUGUGGAGUUUGAAGAGGAGCUCUAUGCAGCAGGUACUGUGGUAAUCUGGAGCCAGGGCAGUCGGACUCAGGCCUCCAACGUUUACAAAGCUUUCACCGUCGACAGCCCAGUGCAGCAGGCCUUAUGGUGUAACUUUGCUGUUCCUCAGAACAAUAAAAAUGAGGAGGAAGUGGAGCAGACCGUGUGUAUCGUCCAGAGUAGCUGUGUGAACGUUCACACUGUGACUGGGAAGGAUUUCAUCUCGCCACUGCCCUUCCAGGUCUCAAAUGUCUGGUCGACAAAGUUUGGACUUUUGUUGGAGCGAAAAAACCCAGCAACUGACGCACAAAUCAGCCCUCCUGGGGAACCUCUGCCUACAGUGUUCAGCAUGCUGCAUCCUCUAGAUGAGAUCGCACCUGUAGUGUGUAAACCAACAAGUCUGUUUGAAGGCUCCCGUGUUCAGUAUGCAUCUGAUGCAAACAUGAAGAUUGUGUUUAGCUGCUGUCAGCCCUCUCUGGUUAUCUCGUAUGACACUGUACAGGGCAUACACUCUGUCUGGGCCCUGCGCAAGGUCACACAUGAUGAGCGUUCUACAGUCCUGCAGUGUUCCUCUGAGCCUGCCGGCACACCGUUGGGUCUGAUGGCAUCAGGGGUCCUGACCUCUCACCUCCGUAACAUCUCACGUCUGGACUCACCAGGUGGGAGCUGUUCAACAACUGGGACAAGUUGUGCUGCUGGUACCGGCUCGCCCCUUCACUUCAGCACUCGACACGGCCACCCGAACAGGAUCAUGACCUCUUCACCAGGAUUACACUCCCGUGUUCAUUCCCCGAGUAUUUCCAACAUGGCUGCCCUUAGCCGCGCUCACUCUCCAGGCAUGGCGGCCCCUUCCUUUUCAGGCGCAGCUCGCUUCAACUCAUCUUUUCACAGCCCGUCCCCGAGGAGCCACCAUGGCUUGUUACCUUCUCCCAACAGCACGAUCAAUGAGACAACACUGGUCCCAGAGAUGGAGCCCAUCGUACCCGACCUCUGCAUGGAGCAGCUGUGGAGUGAGACCAUCACAGCUGGCUGUCACAGGGAGAUGAGCAGCCAGGCGUCUAAAGUAUUCCUGACGUCGGACCUGUGUGAGAACCGUUAUCUCUGUUUUCUGGUGGAGUCUCACCAACAGCUCAGAAUUGUAAAGUUCAUGGAGAGCAACGACACAUCUCAGCUCAUCUUCGCGUCGGUCACGACCAUCCCAGCCAAAGACGCUGAGCCUCUGCCGAGUAUUGAUGCCAUGCUGGUUCUGGAGGCCUGUGGCAGUCUGGUUCUCUACACGGGAAUCACCAGGGUCAGUAAGGUUUUUGUCCCCGGCCUCCUGUCACCCACCUUCAGCCUCACCAACCACAUUCCUCAUGUCAGCACGCCGAUUGAGAAUGUCAGCACACCGACUAAUGCUGGCAGACACCUACAGAGAAUGGACGAGGCUGUUAUGCCUUCACCAGUGUCAGGGCUGAGGGGGCUAAACAUAAAACACCAUGAAGCUUCUUUUUUGGAAGAUUACACCUCUCAACAAACCACGCCCUACAUCCAUGCCCUGAGGGACCCCGUUUGCAACCGGGUCACAUUGGAACUAAGCAGUGGCCUGAUGCUGAGGAUCUCUAUCCCAGAGAUUGCUACCUCUGAGCUUGUGAGAAAAUGUCUUCAGGCAAUUCGUUUCAUCCUGCCCAAGGAUGCUGCCAUGAAGGUUUUGGUGAAGUGGUACAACAUCUACAACGCCCCCGGUGGCCCCAGUGCACAUGCUGAGUGGAACCUGUUUGUCACAUGUUUCAUGACGCUGAUGGGCUACAAUACGGAGCGCCUCACCUGGACACAAAAUCUGCAUUUUGAAGUGCCUCUCUCUCCAGUGAUUGCAGCCAAGAAGGCUCGCCCCUCUGACGGAGGCUCUGAUGAGGAUUGGGACUAUUUGUUGGGUUCUCAUUACCACCGUCAGAUGAAUUCCCAGACUGUCUGUGGACCAGCAGACUCCAGUGGCUCCAACAUUUCUCGAAGCCCAGAGACAGAGGGCAUGUCCUCAGCGUCCUCUCCCUCCAGUCCCUCUCAGAGGCUGGACAGCUCGGCUCCUCUCUUCCCUCACAUUCCUGCUCUUUUCUACGUCCUCCAUCUGCUUUAUCAGGAGCUUCAGUUAGACGAGCUGCAGAGAGCAAGAGCCUCCUCACUGGUCUGUCUGCUGCAACAACUGGCCAGAGACCUCCAGUUGGAAGAGUAUGUCGAUCUAUACUGGAGAGAUUACACUUCAUUGAUAAGUGGCUUCAAUGAGAGCUGCCUCAUAGACCAGGGCCUUUUUGCUCAGAUGCAGCGUCCGUCCUUCCUCAGGGCAGAGCCUCCCUGUGUGCUCAGCUGGCUCAGUAGCUGUCUGAGAGGACAGGAGAUCCCACCUUUCCCCUACCUGCCUGGCAUCUGUCAGAGGACCAGACUACUGGUUCUGAGUUAUGCUCUCUAUAUCCUCAGAGAUGAAAAUGCUACUUCAACAGAUGUCUCAAAGUACCUGACCAAGCUCUCCGCAGGCCAGAAGUCGUGCACCAGUGAACCGCACUACAGAAGACAGAGCAGUGUGAAGAUGAAGUUGCCUGGUGAGAAUCUAGCUGAGCAGCUGGUCGUCUGGCUCACCUCAGAAGGUUUCACUCUGAAGGACCUGGAGUCUGUCCCCUUUGGCGUGGCUUUGCCCAUCAGAGAGGCCAUCUACCGCUGCAGGGAGCAGCCAUGCUCUGAUUGGUCCGAGGAAGUCUGUUUGCUGAUUGGGCGACAGGAUCUGACCAAACAAGCUCACAAGAUGACUCUGGCCAAGAGCAAAUCUUCUGUAGGUUCAGGUCUGUCUUUGGAGCCUCCUCCGACCACAGAAGCAGAUGAGGAGGAAGAUGGGAUGUCGGACAUUAUCCAAGAGGUCACAGGACUAAUCUGGAGUCAGGAUCUGAGGAUCCAAGAGGUCAGGAGGCUCCUGCAGAGCUCCAGGCCGGUCCGGGUCAGUGUUGUCCAGCUACCUGAAGUUUCUGAUCACGAGUACAUCGAGGAGAAAGAAAACAAACUCCUGCAGUUGUGUCAGAGGACCAUGGCUCUCUCUGUUGGCCGAGGCCUCUUCACUCUUUUCUCCUAUCAACCCGUACCGACUGAACCUUUACCUGUCCCAAAACUCAACCUCACAGGCCGCGCCCCUCCUAGAAACACGAUGGUUGACCUAAACAGUGGAAACAUCGACGUUCCUCCCAACAUGACCAGCUGGCCCAGCUUUCAUAAUGGAGUAGCUGCUGGACUCAAAAUAGCUCCUGCUUCACAGGUGGACUCAGCGUGGAUAGCCUACAACAAGCCAAAGAACCCAGAGUUGGCCAAUGAGUAUGCAGGCUUCCUUAUGGCCCUUGGCCUCAACGGACACCUCACCAAGCUGGCCACACUCAACAUCCAUGACUACCUCACUAAGGGCCACGAGAUGACAAGCAUUGGGCUCCUUCUGGGUGUGUCUUCAGCCAAACUGGGCACCAUGGACAUGUCAAUUACCCGCCUGCUGAGUAUUCACAUCCCUGCCCUCCUGCCACCCACCUCCACUGAGCUGGAUGUGCCCCACAAUGUUCAGGUUGCUGCUGUGAUUGGCAUUGGACUGGUGUACCAGGGAACAGGGCACAGACACAAUGCUGAGGUCUUGCUGUCUGAGAUAGGUCGACCACCCGGACCAGAGAUGGAGUACUGUACAGACAGAGAGUCAUAUUCACUGGCUGCUGGUCUCGCCCUGGGCAUGGUCUGUCUUGGGCAUGGCAGUAACCUGAUUGGGAUGACGGACCUGAAUGUCCCUGAGCAGUUGUAUCAGUAUAUGGUGGGGGGGCACCGCAGAGCUCAGGCCGGGGCUAACAGGGAGAGACACAAGUCCCCCAGCUACCAAAUCAAGGAGGGUGACACUAUAAAUGUAGACGUGACGUGCCCAGGAGCCACGCUGGCCCUCGCCAUGAUCUACCUCAAGACCAACAACAGGUCGAUUGCUGAUUGGCUGAAACCUCCAGACACUUGGUUCCUGUUGGAUUUCAUCAAGCCUGAGUUUCUGCUGCUGAGGACUCUUGCCAGAUGCAUCAUUAUGUGGGAUGAGAUCCUUCCGAAUGCCGAGUGGGUCAAGAGUAACAUACCCCAGAUCAUUAGGGGGGCUUUUGAUCCUUCAGAAGACUUUAAUUUGGAGACAAUGUCUCAAGCACAGGACUACAUAACUGCGGGGGCUUGUUUGGCUUUGGGCUUACGUUUUGCUGGUUCUGCCAACUCUGAUGCCUUCGACUGCCUCUACAAGUUUGCCGGGACCUUCAUGCAGCUCCUGUCCCUCAGUGGUACAGCUGCCGUUCAAACGGGAUAUUACAACCUGCAGACUGGUCUGUCCAUGAUACUGCUGGCCAUGUCUAUGGUGAUGUCCGGCACGGGGAACCUGAAGGUCCUGCAGCUCUGUCGAUUCUUCCACAAACGUACUGGCGGAGAGAUGAACUACGGCUUCCACAUGGCUCAUCAUAUGGCCCUGGGCCUGCUCUUCCUAGGAGGGGGCAGGUACACCCUGAGCACCUCCAAUUCAGCCAUCGCUGCUCUGCUGUGUGCCCUGUACCCUCACUUUCCUGCUCACAGCACUGACAACCGUUAUCACCUGCAGGCUCUGCGCCACCUGGCUGUGCUGGCUGCAGAGCCGCGCCUACUCGUCCCUGUGGAUGUGGACUCCCUAAAGCCCUGCUACGCCCUCUUAGAGGUCACCUACAAGGAGACCAAAUGGUACGAGGAGACGACAGUGGAACUGAUGGCUCCCACGAUGCUCCCCGAGCUGCACCUUCUCAAACGGGUGAAGGUGAAAGGGCCUCGAUACUGGGAACUGACUGUGGACCUCAGUAAAGAAACACAGCAUCUAAAGUCCAUCCUGUCCAGAGAUGGGGUGUUGUAUGUAAAACUCCGGGCCGGCCAGUUGCCCUACAAAGACGACCCUCAAGGCUGGAAGAGCCUGCUGGCCUCUUCUGUCAACCAUCGUAACUCCGGAGUCAGAGCUUUCAAGCCUGAAGCCAUUUCUACUUUCACCUCCGAGCCUGCCCUGGUCUCCUUUGCAGAGUUCUUCUGUAAAACAUCCGAUGGAAUGAAACAUAGAGAGGACACUCUGGCGUUGUUCUCGGCCAUGCUGUAUGAGUGUGUGACACAGGAAUGUCCAGAGAUGCUGCCCACAUAUGUUGCCAUUGAGCAGACGGUCAGUGCUCUGCAUCGGGGUGACUUGCAGCAGACCUUCCCCUUGUGGCAGAUGCGUCUGGUGGUGGAGUUGUGGGACAGGAGGGUGCUGCUGGGUCCCGCUAACCAACACAACGCCCUGCUCACAUCCGAGUUUCUGCCUGUCAUGAAGAACAUGGUGGAUGUAGCGCUGGACAGCUGGCUGAGAGGCAACAGCUCAGUGUUGAGGUCCUACAUGAGGGGCGAGGCCCUUCCUAAGGAGGCCCAGACCAUCAUGUUGGCCUGCUUCCUGGUGUACCGCUCAAUCCCCUGCCUCAGGAACACAGACACACAUCUGGAGGGCUGCAGCUCACUGGGGGAUUUAUUGGCACGCAGCAUUCAGCUGGGGAUCCCACUCAGAGACCUGCUGCGGCUGGUACCUGUUCUGCUGGGCUCAGGGGCACAGACACUGCAGGGCUUCCCUCUGCAGGCAUUUUGAACCUGAUGCUUAGUAAUAGUCAACUGGAAAAGUGCAUUUUCCGAUGUCCAGUUUUUGUCCUACGUCUCCACAACGAUCACAGGUAGGACAGCAGCUGAGAGGAGCUGAUGUGAAAAAAAACAGACUCUCUGCCUUCUCAGCUUCUAGAAAACAUUAACUCCCUUUGUAAUAUAAUAUUUCUAUUCUAUGGAGCUUUUUUUUACGCAGUGAACAAAGUUUGGCUGAAAUAGUGUUUGCCGUGCGUGUGCCUAUUUUGUGGUGCAGCAAAUCCAUAAUGGGGACUAUUGUGAUGGAAACCACUUUUACCAACUUCCCUGAUCAACAAAGACCAAAUGGACGGGUCAGAGUUUCAGCUGAAGAUGACAAGAGGCGAUGCUGCCUGAGAGAGUUCAAGCUGCUCUUUUAUAAAGGUUGAGAAGAUGAGACAAUAAACCAGAAAAAUAUACACACACUCAA